Molecule: messenger RNA, 1160 nt
Organism: Lutra lutra (Eurasian river otter)
Lineage: Eukaryota; Metazoa; Chordata; Mammalia; Carnivora; Mustelidae
Product: metallothionein-4
Exons: 8
Coding region: 487-675 (62 amino acids)
Molecular function (GO): metal ion binding
Source: RefSeq, a predicted model, not a curated record
GAGAUCAAGACAUGCAUGUUCCACAAACUGAGGCAGCCAGGCACCCCUAAGGUUCUGUCUUGUCACACACGCUGCACGUGUGGUUUCUGAGUCCCUGCAGCCAUGAGGCUGCAUGCCUAGAGCCGGCAAUGUGACUCACUGCGACUGGCAAUGGGAAGGGCUGAUGGCGUGAGUGUGCAAGGAAGAAAAGAGGAACAGAAAGGAGGGAAGGAAAGGACAACAGGGUUGAUAAGAGGAUGCCAUUUUCCCAGCUUUCUUGUGGCAUUUACUCAGGCCCGUGUUUGCAGGCACAUGUGCUCCUUUUUCCAGAAGCCCUGGGAUAAAAGAGUGUGAAAGGCUGCUGAGAAGCCUAUGAUCAAGUAUGAGGACAACCAGACCAUGGCUCACCAUCUGGAGGAUAAUGGCCGAUGAAGCUGGGAGGCAGGGACAAGCAAACUAUACCUCUGUGAGCUGUCACAGCACUGAAGCCUCUUGGACGCCUGGACCAUGGACCCCGGGGAAUGCACCUGCAUGUCUGGAGGAAUCUGCAUCUGUGGAGACAAUUGCAAAUGUACAACUUGCAACUGUAAAACAUGCCGAAAAAGCUGCUGUCCUUGCUGCCCCCCGGGCUGUGCCAAGUGUGCCCGGGGCUGCAUCUGCAAAGGGGGCUCGGAUAAGUGCAGCUGCUGCCCCUGAAACCCAUCUGUUGUGCUGGGGGCCGAGGCCCGGGAGGCAUCUGUACAGUGCCUUAGUUGAGAAGUUGGAAUUAUUGUACUAUAGGUUAUGCUUUUUAUAUAUUUGCUCAGAUGCGGUGUUGGUGAGCUUCAUGUAAAGUGCUGGAAAAAUAAAGGUCUCACUCAUGGUUGUCUGGUGGCUCAGAGCACUGUUUUCCCCUAAUCCAGCAGGACCAAGAAGGGCUGACACCAUUGCGUACGGGAAGAAAAUAUCUAGACAAAACCCAUAGAAGUUGUAAGAAGGACAGUUACGUCUGGCUGCAGGCAGAAAAGACUUCCUGGAGGAGGGGUCAUCGAAGCACUGUUUGUUGAGCACCUGGGACGUGUUCUGCAAUCUGCUUGAAGAAACUUCAGAAUGUUCACCAUAAGGAGUAAUAGUAUAGUUCACCAUAAGGAGUAAGGAGUAUGAUUAUUCGGCAGGGCGGGGGUCGUGGGGGCUAGGGAGGG